CUCUCUCUCUCUCUCUCUCAUAUGGAUGGGAAGAAGUUAGAGUACAAAGGGGAGGAGGCACUGAGGGAACUGGAGAAGUUAACAGAGAGGACUGGGGAAGUUCAGGUGAACCUUUUAAAGGACAUCUUGAUGAAAAACAAGAACACCGAGUACUUGAACAAGUAUAUGAAAGAACCCACCGAGGUGACAACGUUCAAGCGUCUUGUUCCGGUCGUUACUUACGCUGAUAUCCAGCCAUACAUUCAGAGAAUCGCCAAUGGUGAAGACUCUUCCCUUAUAUCCGGCCAAACCAUAACUGAGAUGCUACGCAGUUCUGGGACUUCGGCUGGAGAGCAAAAGCUGAUGCCGUCGAUCGCAGAGGAUCUUGACCGUAGAACCUUUUUGUAUAAUCUCAUUAUGCCGAUCAUGAACCAGUAUGUCCCAGGCCUCGACAAGGGUAAGGCCAUGUACCUCUACUUUGUGAAGAGUGAGACGCCGACACCCUCCGGCAUACCCACACGGCCUGUCCUGACCAGUUAUUACAAGAGCAAACACUUCAAGUGUCGACCGCCGGACCCUUUUAAUGACUACACCAGCCCCGACCAGGCCAUCCUUUGCACUGAUAACAGGCAGAGCAUGUACUGCCAACUCCUAGCCGGCUUAGUCCACAGACAUCAAGUGUUACGUCUUGGAGCUGUGUUUGCGUCGGCCUUCCUCCGAGCCAUUAGCUUCCUUGAGCGCAACUGGGUACACUUGUGCAAUGACAUAAGAACUGGUUCUCUCGACUCUACCACAAUAGUCGAUCCCGGAUGUCGAACAGCCAUGUCAGACGUGCUAAGGUCACCCAACCCACUUCUUGCCGAUGAGAUCGAGGCCAUCUGUAGGUGUAAAUCAUGGAAGGGGAUACUGUGUCAGUUAUGGCCUAGAGCCAAGUACAUUGAAGCUGUAGUCACUGGGACCAUGGCCCAAUACAUACCGGCCCUCAAUUUCUACAGUGGAGGGAAGCUACCUUUGGUCUGCACCAUGUACGCUUCAUCUGAGUGUUACUUCGGCGUCAACUUGAAUCCCUUAUGUGAUCCCGCAGAAGUGUCAUACACUCUUUUACCCAACAUGGGUUACUUUGAGUUCAUCCCCUUGGGUGACAACGGGCGAUUAUUGCUGAUGAUGGACGCCGGCAAUGAAGAAGAAGUAGUGCCAGUUGAUAAGCUGGUCGAUCUUGCCCAUGUUAGACCUGGCUGCUAUUACGAACUUGUCGUUACAACCUUUGCUGUAGGACUUUAUAGAUAUCGCAUCGGAGAUGUGCUCCAGGUGACCGGAUUUUACAACCGCGCUCCACAGUUCCGAUUCAUCUGCCGGAGGAAUGUUGUAUUGAGCAUCGACACCGAUAAGACGAACGAAGAGGAUCUUCACAAGAGCGUGUCCAUGGCGAAGAAGCUGUUAGAACCAUACAAUGCUCUACUUGUAGAGUACACUAGUUAUGCUGAUACGUCGACCAUACCUGGGCACUACGUGUUGUACUGGGAGGUGCUGCACCUGCAGCACUCAUCGACGACCAACGGUGUGGUAUCUCUGUUUGAUGCUCACCUCCUGCCGGAGUGCUGCUCUACGGUAGAGGAGUCGCUUGAUUAUGUGUAUAGACGAUGCCGUGCAUACGAUAAGUCUGUGGGUCCCUUGGAGAUACGCUUGGUGGGGGCAGGGACAUUCGAUGCGUUGAUGGACCUUUGCAUUAGCCAGGGGGGUUCGAUCAAUCAAUACAAGACUCCGAGGUGCAUCAAGUCUGCUGCUGGACUUGAGUUGCUCAACUCUAGGGUUAAGGCUUGCUUCUUUAGCCCAAGGGAUCCAACAUGGAUCCCAUAAUUUAGCUAUAAGUUAAUCAUAAUCAAAUGUACUUAGGGCCCGUUUGGUUUGCAGGAACAGGGGUCUGGAAUUGGAAUGGGAAUGAGCUAACUGUUUGGUUGGGUGGAA
Messenger RNA from Nelumbo nucifera (sacred lotus), 1944 nucleotides. Lineage: Eukaryota; Viridiplantae; Streptophyta; Magnoliopsida; Proteales; Nelumbonaceae. The record is from RefSeq and is a predicted model, not a curated record.